AGGCAGCAGUGAGGAAGCAGCAGAGAGGUGUCCGAUUUGGACACGUGAGACCUGCGGUCCCCGGACUUGGGGAGGUAUGAAGACACCUCACAAAAAGGCAACUGCAAGGCAGCAAACCAGGGAAAUUGUUGAUGGCCACACCUUGUCUGCAAGUAUGAGGAAGAAAAAGAUUUCUCAAAAGAAACAGAGGGGCAGACCUUCCUUCCAGCCCCGCAGGAACAUCGUGGGCUGCAGAAUUUCACAUGGAUGGAAGGAAGGCGAUGAGCCCAUCACCCAGUGGAAAGGAACCGUUCUGGAUCAGGUGCCUAUAAAUCCCUCUCUUUAUCUGGUGAAAUAUGAUGGAAUUGACUGUGUCUAUGGACUGGAACUUCACAGAGAUAAAAGGAUUUUAAAGCUUAAAAUCCUUCCUGAUAAAGUGCCAUUUUCUCCAGUCAGAGAUGUGCAUCUUGCAAAUACCAUAAUUGGUAAAGCUGUGGAACAUAUGUUUGAGGGUGACCAUGGUUCUAAGGAUGGAUGGAGGGGGAUGGUCUUAGCCCAAGCACCCAUCAUGAAAGCCUGGUUUUAUAUUACCUAUGAGAAAGAUCCUGUUUUGUACAUGUACCAGCUUUUAGAUGAUUAUAAAGAAGGUGACCUCCAUAUCAUGCCAGAGUCGAGUAAGUCUUCUCCAAAAGAAAGAGAGCCAGAAGGAGUUAUAGAUGGCCUCAUAGGUAAACAUGUAGAAUAUACCAAAGAAGAUGGCUCCAAAAGGACAGGCAAAGUCAUUCACCAAGUUAAAGCCAAACCUUCUGUGUACUUCAUCAAGUUUGAUGAUGAUUUCCAUAUCUAUGUCUAUGAUUUGGUGAAAAAGUCGUAA
Budorcas taxicolor (takin) is the source of this 853-nucleotide messenger RNA. Its product is annotated as spindlin-2. NCBI's taxonomy places the organism in Eukaryota, Metazoa, Chordata, Mammalia, Artiodactyla, Bovidae. The transcript has 2 exons. The coding region runs from base 77 to 853 and encodes 258 amino acids. Gene Ontology annotation, biological process: gamete generation; regulation of DNA-templated transcription. The record is from RefSeq and is a predicted model, not a curated record. Gene Ontology annotation, cellular component: nucleoplasm; cytosol.